This is a messenger RNA of Eurytemora carolleeae, 1092 nucleotides long. RefSeq lists its product as uncharacterized. NCBI's taxonomy places the organism in Eukaryota, Metazoa, Arthropoda, Copepoda, Calanoida, Temoridae. Bases 1 to 1092 code for a protein of 363 amino acids. Gene Ontology annotation, biological process: DNA integration. The transcript is spliced from 2 exons. Gene Ontology annotation, molecular function: nucleic acid binding. The record is from RefSeq and is a predicted model, not a curated record.
AUGCAUUGUUCAGGACGAGUCCUCCGUGGUCAGCUUGUCAACAGCGCCAACUUGCAUACCUGGCAGAGUUUACUAGCUCCAUUAUCCACGUUCCUGUUCUGCCAAACUUGCUCCGCUUCUCCGGGUACUGUUAAACCUUGCUCCGCUCCAAACCCUGUUUCACGUCCUUCUCAGCUCUCUCCUAAGCCUGUUCAAUUAUCCUCCAUUUCUGCUGAAUCCUGUGUUCGAGCUUUUAUUUCAACCUGGGUGUCGAGAUUUGGAGUUCCUGCGGUUCUAACAUCUGACAGAGGUUCUCAGUUCACAUCCUCUGUUUGGACCAGAGUCUGCACUACCCUAGGAAUCUCAGCCUCUACUACAACCUCUUUCCAUCCUCAGAGUAACGGUAUGGUCGAGAGGUUUCACAGAAGCUUGAAAGCUUCUCUUCGAGCAAGAUUAGCAAACUCUGACUGGAUUUCUCAUCUUCCUAUGGUUCUCCUGGGUUUGAGAGCCACUCCGAAAGACGACACCGGCCUCUCAGUAUCCGAGGCUGUUUAUGGUGCUCCUUUGUCUCUUCCUGGUGAACUUGUAGAUGUGCCUGAGCUACUUCCUGACGCAGUUCUCAGGAAAGUUAACAGAGCUGUUGAGGGUUUCGCCGUUCCUCCGCCUCAUCAUGUUCGUCCUGCCCCUCCAGUCCAACUACCUGAAGCUCUCAUCUCGGCUAAAUACGUGUUUGUUCGUGAGGAUUCAGUUAUAUCAUCAUUAGCACCACGUUAUCGAGGACCUUAUUUGGUGAUCGACAGGAGAGACAAAUUCUUCCGCCUCCAGGUUGGUUCUAAGCAAGACGUAGUAUCCGUUGACCGCUUGAAACCAGUCUUCAGUGAUGUCCCUGUUACCACUACAAUUCCUCCGCCUCGAGGAAGACCCAGGCUUAGACCAGCACUUGCUACUACAACCACUCCGCCUCCGUCCGCCGCAAAGAAGUCUAAGAAAGUUAGGUUCCUUCUCAAUCCUCAAAUUGUUCCGCCACCUAUACCUUUACGACAGAAUCCACACAGAGCUGCAAGAGAUAGAAGGAUCUGCUCCGCCAUUUCUCCACCGUUCCUUCUGGGAUGA